This is a messenger RNA of Schistosoma spindalis, 6582 nucleotides long. The record is from the annotation of a GenBank genome assembly. NCBI's taxonomy places the organism in Eukaryota, Metazoa, Platyhelminthes, Trematoda, Strigeidida, Schistosomatidae.
AUUUCAUUGGAAAACAUGAAAUAACAAAUAGAGAAUAUGGUACAUGACAUGUUCUAUUUUUUUAUUUUUUAAUAUAUUUUUUUUAAUCACUAAGGCAUUCACUAUACACCAUGUUUCCAUUAAUUUAAUAUUUACAUACAUAAAACAAUAUUGAACAAAGUGAAAAGUACCAACACCACCACCACCACCAACAACAACAACGACGACGACGACAACGACAAGAAAAAAAGAAGAGAAAAACAAGAGAAAAGAAAACAUUUUAAAAAAGAAAAAAAAUAAUUAUUUCAUUUAAACAAUGAAUUAUUAUUAUUCUGAUCUAUGAUCAAUGUUCAUCAAAGAUUUUAUCGCUCUGUCGUUCAUUCCUUUUUUUUUUAUGAAAGAUCUAUACUUCUAUCAUUGAUUAUAUUCUUGCAUAGUAGUUAAACAUAUAUAAAGACCAAUCAUUUUAAUUCAAUGGUAAAUGAUGAAAAUAGAAAAUUUCAGUUAUGUAACAUUUGUACCAUUAUAUGGUAUAUCACAUUUAUAUAUAACAAGUAUAAUAUUAAGUAUAAUAAUAAUUUGUACAAUUAUUGGAAAUAUGUUUGUUGUCAUAGCAAUUUUAAUUGAUAGACAAUUACAACGUGUUUCUAACUAUCUAAUAUUGAGUUUAGCUGUGGCUGAUUUAAUGGUUGCAAUUUUAGUGAUGCCAAUUAGUGCCUUAAAUGAAGUUUCAAAGAAAUGGUGGCUUGGUAUUCCAUUAUGUGAUAUAUGGACAAUAAUGGAUGUAUUAUGUUGUACUGCAUCUAUUUUACAUUUAGUUGCUAUAGCAAUUGAUCGUUAUUGGGCAAUUACACGUAUAAAUUAUAUAAGAGAACAAAAAAAGAAACCAAUUUAUAUAAUGCUUAUUAUAAUAUGGUUAUUAUCAUUGAUUAUAUCAUUACCAACACGAUUUCAUCUAAAAAGAAAUGAUCAUCUUUUAUAUAAUAAUAUAUAUUAUUAUAUUAAUGAAUGUCAUAUUAAUAAUGAUUAUAUAUUUACAAUCUUUUCUACAGUUAGUGCAUUCUAUUUACCAAUGAUUUUUUUAAUUGGUAUCUAUGUGAAAAUUUAUCUUGUUGCUAAGAGACGUAUAAGAAAAAGAUCAUUACGUGCAUUAUCUACAAUAACAACAAGAGAAUUAAUUGAUUUACAUAAAAAGAAUAAUAUUGAACAUAAUGAUGAUGAUGAAUAUCAAGAUCAUAGAAGUGAUCUUAGAUAUUUCUUUAAAAGAUGUUCUAUAUAUAUGAAUAAUCUAUUGUUUAAUUGUCCAUUUAAAAUCAUCAUAGAAACAAAUUCAUUACCUAGAAGUCAUGAAUAUUUAGAUAUAAUAUCAACAAGUACAGAGAAAGAUACUUCAUCACCAUAUUUUAGUUUAGAUACUAUUGGAUGUUCUGAGAAAUAUGAUAUAAAUCAACAGAAUAGUAUUCAUAGAUCUUCAAUGGAAUAUACAGAUAAGGAAGAAUCCAAUAAAAGUUAUUCUAAUUCAACUUUAUAUACCAAAAAUACAAUGAUCAAUAAUCAAUUGAAUAAUGUAUAUUGUGAUUAUUUGGAUCCAGAUCAUAUAAUAGAUCAUAAUGAUUACUUAAAACAAAUAGUCGUAUCUAAUAGUAAUCAUUCUUAUUCAACAAUGAAAAUGAAUAAUGAUGAUUAUUGUUUUGAUAUAAACAAUAUUGACCAUCAUAUUAUUGAAAUUCAACAGAUAAAUGAUGAAGACAUUGAGAAAGAAUCAAUAAUUGAAAUGGAUUAUAAUAUGAAUAAACUUGAAAAUCAAUCUAUUCAAUCUAUACAAUCCAAUCAAAAUUCAAGAAGAAUACAAUCACAAUUACAUGAUAUUACAAGUCCUAUUCUAAUUGAUUUAGAUGAAAUCACAAAUCAUUUCACCUAUUCCCAUAAACCAUUAUGUAAUUUGAUUGAUCUAUCAAUGGAUCCAGUUCAAUUACAACAGAAUUAUGAAAAGAAUCAUUCUAAUCAUAGUAUAUAUCAUAUAAAUUUAAAGAAUGAUAGCAUAGAAACAAAAUUAUAUCCAAUAUCACCAUAUUUAUCAUCCACUAAUAGUUUAAUUAGUAUCUAUUCAUCUAGUAUACCUUAUGAACAAUCAUUAAAUCAAAUAAAACCUCCAUUUUGUUAUGAUCAUUAUGAUCAUGUUAGAAGAAUGGAUCAUAAUCAAAUUGAUCCUAUUCAUAGACAAACUUCUACUCCUAUUCAUACUACUACAACUAGUACUACAACUGCUACUACUAAUGCUACUACUACGACUAGUACUACGAGUACUACUACUACUACUACUACUACUACUACUACUACUACUACUAAUACUACUCAUAGUAGUAAUAAUCCACCAAUAGAAUCUUAUCGUAUCUAUCAUCCUAUAAAAUUAUCAUCAUCUAAAUUGAUUAAUAUUCAUGAUAUUGAUUUAUGUCGUGAACGUAUAGAAUGUCAUCGUGAAAGUAAAGCAGCUAGAACAUUAUCUAUUAUUACUGGUUGUUUUUUAUUAUGUUGGUUACCAUUUUUUUUACAAACACUUAUUAUAUCAUUUUGUUUAUCAAAUUGUUAUAUUAAUCAUUAUAUAAGUAGUAUAUUUUUAUGGUUAGGUUAUUUAAAUUCAUUAUUAAAUCCAAUAUUAUAUACAAUAUUUGCACCAGAUUUUAGAAAUGCUUUUAGAAGAAUACUCUAUCAUAUAUGGAAUACAUUGAAAAUAAAAUAAUGUAAUAUAAAAGAUUCAUACUGAUUUGUAUUGAAUUGAUUCACUUUUAUUUUUUCUAUUAGAUCCUAUGACCUGUAUUAGUCCUGACAAUGAUGUUCUCUCAGUUGAUCCAACUUUCUUUUGAAAGAGUCAAUGGAUAGACACACAACCAUGUACUGAGGUAAUAAAUUCCAUUUGUUGAUGAUUCGAUAAGAAAGUCGAUAAUCAACUGACAAGUAAUUUAUUCUGGGCUUGUGAACUUUUGUUUUUUUUUUUUUGUUUUUUUGGAAGACAAGCAAUUUAAAAAUUGUAAUCAAGUCGCCUCUAGAUCUACGAUAUGACUAUGGGAAUAGGUUUAGAUUGGUCAGUCUAGCAUUAUACGGAAGCUUCACUAUUUCGGGAAUUAACUUAGUUGCUGUUCUCUGAACCUUUUCUAAAAGUUCAUUGUCUUUUUUUUAAGCAGGGGCUAGCCGCUUGUAUACAGUACUUAAGUUUAGGACGUACGAACACUGUAUACAAAGUCAAAAACGUUUGAGCGUUGACAUGAAUAAAAGCCCUACGUAUUGACCAUAAAGUUCUAAAACCUUUGGCAGCUAUUAUACGGCAGUGUGCAGUAGUCUUUAAGUCUUGGUUAACGAUAACUUCUAAGUCAUUAUGUAUCUGGACAACAGGUAGCUCAGUGUUAUUCAUUGUGUAUGUAUCUGUACCUUGAUGAUCAAUAUGCAUCACAACAUACUUGGAAGUAUUUAUCGGCAACUUCCAGGUAUGAGACCAUUCAGAUAAUUUCUUUAGGUCAUUUUGGAGUUCUAAGCUAUCAUCCUUAAGAGAUUACAAGUUCAUCUGGUCUAUGAAUGGAACAAACACUUUGUGAAUAAUGAUCAAUAAGUUAAUUAUUCUGAUGCGUCCCAUCCCUCGCUAACCACAGCAAAAGAGAGAGAGAGGGAAAAGUUGAAGUUUGAAACGAUUCGAUAUCAUUCUCUAAAUUUGGUGAAACGCGAAGCCGAUGAAUAUGGUGUUCUAGCAGACAUUGUCAACAGAGAAUGUAAACGGUUCAAGUUGCGCUCGUUGACAAAAAACCAAUUUAAAUGCUCAAUAUUCAUCAAAGCUGUUCAGUCACGACAAGAUGCUGAGAUCAGGGCUAGACUUUUCACUCGACUGGAUCAAGACCCAAACGUCACGCUCAGAACAUUGACAGAUCAGUGUAAACGGCUACAAAGCAUCAGACACUACAACGAGUUGAUUGAACAGGUAUAUCCUAAUUUUACCUACAGUAGUGUCAAUGUUAUUACUAGGUUAAAAGUUCAGAAGCCGAUAACAACUCGUAACAAACCAACGACUGCAUGUUGGUUAUGUGGCGAUUGGCAUUAUGUACGAUUCUGUCCAUUUAAGAAGCAUAAAUGUCGGAUGUGCAACAAACGUGGAUAUAAAAAAAGGUCAUUAUCCACCGAAUCGUACGCCUAUGCUCCUGUGGAGCAGUACCCAUCCACGAUUCCGCUUCGCAAGAUUCGAGUCUAGGAUCUAUCAGCCUCGCACGCGAGCGCUUAACCACUAGAACACUGAAUUGUCCAGCAUCCAACGAUGAAGCUAUUGAUUUUAGAAAAAUUCUAUAUGGCAUGUUGAAUACAUUGAAAUCAAAACAAUAAAAAUGGAUAAAAAGAUUAAUCUGUUUUGUAUGAACAAUAUCCUUGUUUUGAUAGAUUCUCUUUUCAGAUCCUACAAUUCUGUUAUAUUUGAAGUGAUUACAAGUUCAUCUAGUCUGUGAACAGAACAGAGACUCUGUGAUUAAAGACCAAUAAGUUAACUAUUUAGAUGAGUCCCAGCCCUCGUUAACUAGAGAGAGAGAGAGAGCAAAAAAAAAAUCCAAGUUUGAAACGGGGAAAUAUAUUCCGCAAGCAGGCCGAUAGCACGAGCAAUCACAACGAUAAGUCUAGUCGGUAAUAUAUUGGUUUGUACACCCAUUUUUGAGUAAUAAUCAGAAUAAAUCACAUAUUUAAAAAAUAAUUCACACAAGAAUACAAAAUGUAUUGGAAUAGGUGUUGUGGAGAUUGUAGUAAUUUCAAUAAUUGUGAUCAUAAGUCAAUUAAAGCUGGACCAACAUAGUAAACUUGGGAGUAUUGGAUAGUCGUUUCGUCCUAUUGUGAAACUUUUCAGCAGUGCACAUCCACGGUUUCACCUCUCGAGAUUCGAACCCAGGAUCUGUCGGUCUCGCACAUGAGCCCUUAACCACUAAACCAUUGAGCUGGCAUCCAACGGUACUACAAUCUCUACAAGACCCCUUCUAAUACUAAUCAACAUAUCCUUACUAGUGACUGGCUUCAAGAUAUAUAUCCUGGAGUUAUAGUGAGAAGGAGUGACCCGUGGAGUUCAGCUGGGUCUGUUAUGAGAUAGUAACUCACUAAAGACAAUAUGUGGAUGUGUCGCUCAAUUUCGUGGAUGAGUUGAAGUUAGACAUUAACACCAUUGGAUGCUGGCAGGUUCAGUGAUCAAUAGGUUAAGCACUCGCACGCGAAAACCGUAGGCGGGAUUGUGAAUGCACACUGACGAAGAGUCUCACAAUAGGACAAAACGGCCAUCCAGUGUUUCCAGGCUUUCCAUGUUGAUCUAGCUUCAACUGACUUAUGAUCUUAACUUUUGAAAUAUAAAAUGUCAUAGGGGAAAACGAAACAAAUGCUAUACUGAAUGAUCAUGAAAUUAAUGUUGAAUAAAAAUGAUAAUCAAUAAAUCAAUUUAAUUUUGACUUUUCAUCCCAUUAUAACAAAUUUAUAUAUCCACUUUAUGUUCUACGGAUAUAGUUGGAGAUGAUCUAAACACCUUGCAUAAUACUCUUAGAGAGAAUGGUUAUUCUAGAAAGUUUAUAAUUAAAUAUAUGAUCAUGUAGGUGAGAAUAAGCGAAAUGUAAACAGCAAAGAAGAAAUCCCUCUUCAUGAGCUUAUAAUUCAGAGGGGAUACAGCUAGUGAAAUAUUAACUGAAAGAUUACGUAAUCUUUCAAUGGUGGAGAACUAGGAUUAGUAUUUUCUAUGCGCCUAAUAAGGAUACCGAGGCUAAAAGAUGAAUUACCUAGAAUAAUCACCUGAUUUUGAAUUUGUCUGUUCGACUGCUCCUGUGGAACAAGUGAUAUUGGUCGAAGCUCUAGGAAUUUAUAUUUUUAUACUCCUUGGACAAGUUUCCUAGUGUGGCUUAACAAAGAUUCGAUGAAAAAAGUGAACAACUUGAUAUUGGCUUAUUUAAUACAAACUAGUCAUAAUACCAGUAUAAACUAAUCUUUUUUAAUUAUUUAUAGGGUUAGUAAUUUAGUUUUUGCUAAAACUUGUCAGACUUAAUGUACUUCAUACAGCUGAAGUAGUUAGUAGUGAACCGGAUAUGAAGAAACCGAAGUUAUACAUACAGAAGAAAUAUCUUCAAUCAAUUAACCUCCUCCUCCUCCUCCUCUGGCCAACCUCAAGACCAAUGAAUCAAUAGUAAUCUUAAUUAUUGAAUGACCUCAUUUGACUAUUGUACUUAUGACCUUUCAUAGUCAAUUGUAAUUGUCUUUAUUAGUAAUCUUCCCUAUACAUGGUUCAUUCAUUUCUCAUUCAUCCCAUCUUAUUAUAUCUUACUAAUAAUUGUUUACACAAUACAGUCUUCCAUUAUACAUUUGAUCGAAUCGUAAUCACACUGAUAUUUCACUCUUAUCCUAUCUGAUCCAUAUUUAUUGGGAUCAUGGAUCAUGGAUCAUAAAUUUUCAUUUAACAUAAAUGUAUAGGUUCAAGUUAACAUUCCAUAUAAGUCAUAACAACAUGAACAAUUUUAUUCUAGUCUAGAUCGAAUGCUAUCGACCAAGUUGCAAUGUGGCCACUAGUCUAGGUGACUCGACAUUAUGUGAACUAUGUUGAGAUAAGAUGGU